Molecule: messenger RNA, 2337 nt
Organism: Macroventuria anomochaeta
Lineage: Eukaryota; Fungi; Ascomycota; Dothideomycetes; Pleosporales; Didymellaceae
Product: V-type ATPase
Exons: 8
Coding region: 144-2249 (701 amino acids)
Biological process (GO): ATP metabolic process; proton transmembrane transport
Cellular component (GO): fungal-type vacuole membrane; proton-transporting V-type ATPase, V1 domain
Molecular function (GO): ATP hydrolysis activity; proton-transporting ATPase activity, rotational mechanism; ATP binding
Source: RefSeq, a predicted model, not a curated record
UUCAAAACUCUCAAACUCUUGUCGCAUCCGGGGGUUUAACUGUUGACGGCAUAUGACGCUGAUUUAACUUUGCCUUGUUGGAGCUUGGACCGUCGCGCUAACAGGCUGUGGAGCAACUCCAGCCUGCACCAUCGUCGACGUUGAUGCUCAAUCGCCCUCGCCUUACCAAGCGACCCUCCCUCCUCGAUCUUAUUCAAAAGAAGAACAUCUCCUAUAUCUCGUCUUUCUCGAGCAGUAGCAGCCUGUUCGAAGACGACGUCGAGCCGCGCACUGUCCCGCUCCCAAGGAGCCCACCGAGAACACCGCACCGCGAAGACGUCAGCGAACCACCGCCGCCGCCCAUCGCAUUGAACGACGAUAGCAACAAGGGCCGCAAAGAGAUCCCAGUAGCAAAUAUGGGUCCCAAACCAAAGAAGCAGCAGGAGAAGCCCCAGCAGUCGCAGCAGGCUGAGGGCAAGCAGCCUGAUGGCCAGGUCUUCUCCGUCUCUGGUCCCGUCAUUGUGGCCGAGAACAUGAUUGGUGUUGCCAUGUACGAGCUUGUCCGUGUUGGUCACGACAGCCUCGUAGGGGAGGUCAUUCGAAUUGAGAACGACAAGGCCACCAUCCAGGUCUACGAGGAGACUGCUGGUGUCACCGUAGGCGACCCCGUCCAGAGGUCUGGACAGCCUCUCUCCGUCGAACUCGGCCCUGGUCUUAUGGAGACGAUCUACGACGGUAUCCAGCGUCCUCUCAAGGGCAUCGCCGACGACUCGAACUCGAUCUACAUUCCCCGUGGUAUCGAUUUGCCCGCUCUUGACCGCAAGAAGAAGUGGGACUUCACACCCGGCAACCUGAAGGUUGGCGACCACAUUACUGGUGGUGAUGUGUUCGGAACCGUCUUCGAGAACUCCCUGCUCAGCGAGCACAAGAUCCUCCUCCCUCCCCGCGCGCGCGGAACCAUCACCCGUAUCGCCGAGAAGGGCAGCUACACCGUUGACGAGAAGAUCUUGGAGAUCGAGUUCAACGGCACCAAGACUGAGCACAGCAUGAUGCACCGCUGGCCUGUGCGAGUGCCUCGUCCUUCCAACGAGAAGCUGUCCUCCGACCAGCCUCUUAUCGUCGGCCAGCGUGUCUUGGACUCGCUUUUCCCCUCCGUCCAGGGUGGUACUGUCUGCAUUCCCGGCGCUUUCGGCUGCGGAAAGACUGUCAUUUCCCAAUCUCUGUCCAAGUUCUCCAACUCUGACAUCAUUGUCUACGUCGGAUGUGGUGAGCGCGGUAACGAGAUGGCUGAAGUCUUGAUGGAUUUCCCCGAGCUGACCAUCGACGUCAACGGCAAGAAGGAGCCCAUCAUGAAGCGUACCACGCUCAUUGCCAACACCUCGAACAUGCCCGUGGCUGCUCGUGAAGCCUCCAUCUAUACCGGUAUUACAGUUGCCGAAUACUUCCGCGAUCAGGGUAAGGACGUCGCCAUGAUGGCUGACUCCUCCUCGCGAUGGGCCGAGGCUCUUCGUGAAAUUUCCGGUCGUCUCGGAGAAAUGCCUGCUGAUCAGGGUUUCCCUGCUUACCUCAGUGCUAAGCUUGCAUCUUUCUACGAGCGCGCUGGUCGCGUCACUGCUCUCGGUAGUCCUGAACGCCACGGAUCCGUCUCUAUCGUCGGUGCCGUCAGUCCUCCCGGUGGUGAUUUCUCCGAUCCUGUUACAACCAGUACACUCAACAUUGUGCAAGUCUUCUGGGGUCUUGACAAGAAGCUCGCUCAGCGAAAGCACUUCCCCUCGGUCAACACCUCGAUCAGUUACUCGAAGUACACAACACCGCUCGAUAAGUACUACGCCGAGAACAACCCCGACUUCCCUCGCCUGCGCGACCGCAUCAAGGAACUGCUCACAACUUCCGACGAUCUCGACCAGGUCGUGCAGCUUGUCGGUAAAUCCGCCUUGGGUGAUUCUGACAAGAUUACCCUUGACGUAGCCACAUUGCUCAAGGAGGACUUCUUGCAGCAGAAUGGUUACUCUGAUUACGACCAGUUCUGUCCGCUAUGGAAGACCGAAUGGAUGAUGAAGAACAUGAUGGCGUUCCACGAUGAGGCACAGAAGGCAGUUGCGCAGGGACACAGCUGGCCCAAGGUUCGUGAUGCGACAUCAGAGAUCCAGAGCCAGCUGCGCAGCAUGAAGUUUGAGGUCCCUUCUGAAGGCGAAGAGGCAAUCACAAAGAAGUACGAGCAGCUGUUGCAGAAGCUGACAGAGAAAUUUGCCUCUGUCAUCGACGAGUAGACGCCAGUACAAGAAGGCGUUGUUUGCAUGGCGAAGUAGUCCCGAGUAUAUUGCUGAACAUAGAAUGUGAAUUGUAUCAAGAACGAAA